UUUUUUUUUGGAAAAUUUCGAUUUUCGGAAUAACCAAGAAUGUGUUUCACUUCUUGUGACACAGGCUGAGUAUCUUAAGAUACUGUAGGGUAUCCAGGUUUUAAAGGGAUGUUCGUUUCAAGUUAACAAACACUUUUAAACUAACCCAAUGACACAGCCUUCCAAGAAAGUUGCUCCAGCGCCAUUAGCCACCAAGACCAAGGCCACUGCCUCUACUAAGAACCCAUUGUUCGAAUCUAGCCCAAAGAACUUUGGUAUUGGACAAUCCAUCCAGCCAAAGAGAAACUUGUCUAGAUUCGUCAAGUGGCCAGAAUACGUCAGAUUGCAAAGACAAAAGAAGAUCUUGUCUUUGAGAUUGAAGGUUCCUCCAGCCAUCUCUCAAUUCCAAAACACCUUGGACAAGAACACUGCUGCCCAAGCCAUCAAGUUGUUCAACAAGUACAGACCAGAAACCUCUGCUGAGAAGAAGGAAAGAUUGACCAAGGAGGCUGCUGCCAUCGCUGAAGGCAAGACCGCCAAGGACGUUUCUCCAAAGCCAGUUGUGGUCAAGUACGGUUUGAACCACGUUGUUUCCUUGAUUGAAAACAAGAAGGCCAAGUUGGUUUUGAUUGCCAACGACGUCGACCCAAUUGAGUUGGUCGUCUUCUUGCCAGCUUUGUGUAAGAAGAUGGGUGUUCCAUACGCCAUCAUCAAGGGUAAGGCCAGAUUGGGUACCUUGGUCCACAAGAAGACCUCCUCUGUCGCUGCCUUGACCGAAGUCAACUCUGCUGACGAGGCUGAAUUGGCAAAGUUGGUUUCCACCAUUAACGCUAACUUCAUCGAGAAGUACGAAGACUCCAGAAGACACUGGGGUGGUGGUAUCAUGGGCUCCAAGGCCGUCGAGAAGAAGGCCAAGAGAGCCAAGAACCUCGACGUUGCCCCAACCAACUAAGCCCAGCUUAUAUCAAUUGUAUAUUAAUAAACUCGUUCCCA
Suhomyces tanzawaensis NRRL Y-17324 is the source of this 972-nucleotide messenger RNA. It is a transcript of the gene RPL82, whose product is annotated as 60S ribosomal protein eL8. Bases 149 to 931 code for a protein of 260 amino acids. Gene Ontology annotation, biological process: ribosome biogenesis. Gene Ontology annotation, cellular component: ribonucleoprotein complex. The transcript has a single exon. Lineage: Eukaryota; Fungi; Ascomycota; Pichiomycetes; Serinales; Debaryomycetaceae. The record is from RefSeq and is a predicted model, not a curated record.